CUACGCAGAGAGAAUGACGUAAAUGCUACGUGAAUCGCAGAGGGAGGAAACACGCUCAUCUCGCGAGGAUAUGUAAAUCUUUUCAGUAUCAACGAGUUCUCGCGAUAAUCAACCCUACAAGAAGUUUGUUUUUAUUUAUUUAUUUUGACAAGGGAGUAAAAUGUGAACACAGUACAGAAUUAUAAGUAAUACCCUUUUUAUUUUAUUGUUUAUGUUUUUUUGUCUUUGCAUUGAAAGGUAAUUAGCAAUCAACUACACAAAACCCAUUAACGUAAUAAGAUUUUUUCCAAACAAAACAUUAAACUGUAAUUUAAUUUGUACAUUGUCUGGUUGCCAGUAAACCAUUUAAGUACACUGCACUAAAAAAAAGGUAUUUAAUAAAUAAACAAGGGAAUAAGUUAGAAUAAUCAAAUCAUAUAAAUGUAUUCGAAAAAAUAAGACAACAUAGUUUUAUACAAUUACAUGAUGUGAACGUAGAUUUUUCAGAUAAGACCUCGUUUGUUGGCAAGCAGCAGUUUAUUUAUUUUAAUAUAAAGUUUAUUUUGAGUUUGUGGUCCUUUUUUUCUACUCAACGUCAUUUCAACGUCAACGUCAACGUACCUGUUGAUGGAAUGCGAACAGCGUCUGUUGUCUCCAUGGCAACCAAGACUCCGUAAUGCUGCUAACUUGGACUUGUUGAAAAUGCAGCGGAGCUUUGCAUUAUCUUGGCUUAUUUGUUAUAGUAAGGAGGGUUUGCUGUUUGCGGGAAUAAAAACCAGCAUCUAUUUCUAAGACUAAGGAUAUUCAAUUAAGCAAAAUGUGUAUUUUUGUAGGCAAAAUAUUCUAAUUUACGACGCAGGUGCAGGCGAUUGACUCGAUAGCUAAACUUCCUCCAGCAAAACUGUCUAACCUUCUUCUUUUCAGUUGGAUUUUUAAAUAUCUGUGUUAAGCAAGCCAAAAUAUAGGCUAAUGUUGUGCCACAAAUGUUUUAAGUUGAGCCCAGUACUCCUGGAAACAAAUGGGGGAUGCUGAAAAUGUCCACAAAAAAUAGACAAGGGGAAAAUCUGCCCCUGAAAUCCAGAGGAAUCCAGACUAGAGAAUCUCAUGAUCUCAGAAGGCUUCAGUCCCUGCUUGCCAAAAUCAGCCCCAGGCAAGAGGUGGCAGCGCUGAGUCACAGUAAAGCACGCAGCGGUGGAGCCAGCAGAUCUCAAGGCCUGUAUCCUCCCAAAGACACCAACAGACUGAGGAGGGAGAAUGACGUCAACAGUGAGGCUGCUGAACUGGAAAAAUUCAGCAUCACGUACAAAGACCAGCGAUGUUUCAGAAGCCACCCUCUGCGUACACUGUUCUCUGACAUCCUCACAUCUUUGGUCAAGAACCGACUCUGCAGUGAGUGGAUUGACCACGCACUGCCUGAGUCUGUCCUCAGAGUUCUGAUGUGCCUGAGAUUAUUGAUCAGAGAUCCUCAGCAUCAGAAAAUCCUCCAUCAGCUGCAAGGCAUCAACUUACUCGCAAGGUAUAUGGAGUCUGUUACUUCCAUGUACAUAUCAUGUGGUGAACAGGCGUUUGCGGAGCAGAAACUGGUCACAAUGACAUACAUGUUUCAGAAGCUGUCUGCUGCUGAAAAUCAAAGAGUCUGCAUCAUCCAGAGCGGCGCUCACAGGACUCUGGUGAAGCUCCUCUCCACAACAGACAGCCGUGUGCUGCUGGGGGCCCUGCUGGCUCUCACCACAUUGUCUGAGAGCCCUGAAUGCAAGGAGGAGAUUGGCCAGCUACCAAUAGUGGAGAACUUGCUCGUGAUACUGCAGGAAUAUGACCUGCUGUCCAAGAGAAUGAGUGCAGAGCUGCUGAGGCUCCUGUCCCCUGUGAGGCAGGUGAGGGACCAGGUGAGGGAGCUGGAGGGUCUGCCUGUUCUGCUGAGUCUGCUGUAUAGUCAACACCUGAAGCUGCUGUGGAGCAUCAGCUGGGUCCUGGUCCAGCUCUGCGAGGAGCCAGACACCAGAGCAGAGAUACGGAGCUGGGGCGGGGUACAGCAUCUUCUGAGACUGCUCAAAAGCGACAGGCAGUUCGUCUCUGACCGCUCGUCCAUCGAGACGCUCUCCAGUGCCAACGCAGCCGGCCGCAUCCAGAGAGAGCACAUCGGAGAGGAGCUGAGCCUGCAGGAGGAGGCCGACAACUCUGUGGCCCUGCAGUCAGCCUGCUGUACUGUUCUGACUGAGCUCUGCCUGGACGACACAUCUGCUCACCACAUUGUGCUGGAAAAUGGAGUCUACAUAAUUGCAAAGUUGAUUUUACCAAACGAUGCAGGAUCCAAGUUCUCAUCUUUACAGUGCUAUGCAUUCCGGACCCUCCGGUUUCUCUUCAGCGUAGAAAGAAACAGACAUUUAUUUAAGAGACUCUUUCCCACAGACCUCUUUGAGAUGUUUAUUGAUGUUGGACAUUAUGUUCGGGACCUCACGGCCUACGAGGGACUGCGAACCAAAGUCUUUCUCUGCACUGAAGAGGAACUGGACAGCCUGAGAGAGAGCAUCGAGGCUGUGGACCAGAACCGUCCUCCCCUUAAAGUCAUCAAUGGUUACUUCAUACUGGACCAUCUGGGCACCGGGGCCUUCGGGAGCGUCUUUAAGGUCCGAAAACAGGGCGGGCAGAACCUGCUGGCUCUGAAAGAAGUGAACCUCCACAACCCGGUGUUCGGCAAAGACAAGAAGUCCAGAGACAGUAACGUGGACAAAAUUAUCUCCGAGCUCACGAUCAUCAAAGAACAGAUGACACACCCAAAUGUUGUCAAAUAUUACAAGACAUUUCUGGAAGGUGAGAAGCUGUACAUCGUGAUGGAGCUGAUCGAGGGAGUGCCGCUGGCUGAACAUUUUAACUCUCUGAAGGAGAAGCAGCAGCAGUUCACAGAAGACAGAAUCUGGAAUAUUUUCAUACAGAUGUGUCUUGCGUUGAGGUAUCUGCACAAAGAAAAGAGGAUAGUCCACCGCGACCUCACACCAAACAACAUCAUGCUGGGGGAAAAGGACAAAAUCACCAUCACUGACUUCGGCCUGGCUAAGCAGAAAGAGGAGAACAGCAAGCUGACGUCGGUGGUCGGCACAAUCCUUUACUCCUGUCCAGAGGUGGUGAAAAAUGAGCCGUAUGGAGAGAAGGCUGACGUCUGGGCUUUGGGCUGCAUCCUGUACCAGAUGGCCGCUUUACAGCCUCCGUUCUACAGCAGCAACAUGCUGUCACUGGCCAACAAGAUUGUUGAGGCCCAAUAUGAGCCUGUUGAGGAGGGAGCGUACUCAGAGAGAGUCACAGACAUGAUCAGAUGGUGUUUGAGUCCAGAUGCAGAGCAGCGUCCCGACAUCCAGGCCGUCAGCUCCAGGAUCUCUGACCUCAUGAUGAGGCUCAUGGACGGACUCUACACUUCCCAGAAUGCACUGGAAAGGAGAGCGGAGAGAGACAGGAAACGAGCGCAGAAGUACUUUCUGGAAAAGCAAAGAAGCAGGACGAGCUGCUGUCAGUCGUACAUGUGUCAGGAACAGUCCCUCAUAAAUAAUGACACUCCGACUCCUCGCUCUUCAGCAGCCUGCAGCUCAAAUCACAGCGAGCAAAAUAUCGGAGUGAAGUCGAGGGACAGUGUGACACCUGACCAAACUGAGCCCAUUGGGGAUUAUGUAAUGACAAAUGAUAAACCAAGACCAGUGUCUGCAGGGAUCUGUGUGUCUCAGAAAAAGCUCCGUCAGAUCGAUGAUCCCAUUCAGAGACUGCUCGUGCAGCUGCACAAAAUCAUCUUCAUCACUCAGCUUCCACCAUCUCCGCAGCAUGACAUCAAGCGGCGGGUCGUUGAAAGAUUUAAAAAGUCGCUCUUUCAAUGUGGGAGCGAUCCAUACAACCUGAAGGCGGAGCUAAGCCAGCUCCUGCAGGCUUCUCCAGAGCUGAUGGAGUUAACCUCCACCGGUUCAGACUGGUGGCCUCUGGUCCAACACUUCACAGGAGACCCACAUUAUACUGACAACACAAGAGACGUGAAUCUCAAAGAUGGAGUCACCUAUCAGCAGAUGCAGGCGAUCAUUGAGGAGCUGCUGGAGGAGAGCAGAUACUUCGAGAAAAUACACAGCAGGCUCCCAGAGAGAAGAAAUGACCAAGGAAACAAAUGACUCUGAUCAUCAUCUAUCCUCAGACGUUAGUUUAACCUGCAGCUGGAAACAAACACAAACAUGUUCCAGCGUGUUGACAUUUUCAUCAAUCUGUGUUAAAGGAAGAAUAUUUAUUUGGGG
This is a messenger RNA of Labrus bergylta (ballan wrasse), 4241 nucleotides long. RefSeq names its product NIMA-related kinase 10 (gene nek10). Gene Ontology annotation, molecular function: protein binding; ATP binding; protein serine/threonine kinase activity. The record is from RefSeq and is a predicted model, not a curated record. Gene Ontology annotation, biological process: positive regulation of MAP kinase activity; regulation of cell cycle G2/M phase transition; protein phosphorylation. Lineage: Eukaryota; Metazoa; Chordata; Actinopteri; Labriformes; Labridae.